CGCAGCACGGCCGCGGUGGGCGGAGCCGGCGGGAUGAGUGGCGGCGGGCCGGAGGCCGCUGUGGGUGGUGAGGCCCCUGCGGCGGGCGGCAACAAGAAGAAGGACUCACUGGGAACCGCGGGCUCGCCGGCGCACCUCAUUAUCAAGGAUCUUGGAGAAAUUCAUUCAAGGCUGUUAGAUCACAGACCAGUUAUUCAGGGUGAAACCCGUUAUUUUGUGAAAGAAUUUGAAGAAAAACGUGGUCUUCGAGAAAUGCGAGUUCUUGAGAAUUUGAAGAAUAUGAUCCAUGAAACAAAUGAACAUACUCUUCCCAAAUGUAGAGAAACAAUGCAAGACAACUUAAACCAAGUUCUCCAGAGAUUGCAAGCAGCUACUGACUCAGUCUGUAGACUCCAACAGAGGGAGCAGGAACGAAAAAAGAUUUAUAAUGACCAUAUAAUAGCUAGUGAAAACCAGCAUAUAAUCCAGUGGGAAGAUUUCAUGAAAGAACAACACAACAAACAGGCUGAAGUGGAUGAAGAGCACAGAAAAGCUGUGGAGAGGCUUAAAGAACAAUAUGCUGAAAUGAAGAAGGACCUAGGAAAAUUUUCAACCUUUUGAGAACUUGAACCAUAACGGUGUGAAAGCAUUGACUUCCCCCAAAGAACUAACUAUUCUCAUCAAACCAUUUAGCCUCUGCUUCAAGCUUAGCAAUAUAUUUAGUGACAUUCAUAUCAGGAGAAAGAAACUUCUACUGGAGUACUAAUUAAAUGUUUAGUGGAAGAAGAGUGCUAUAUCUUUCCUGUUUAAGUGCCUAUGUAUAAUUAUUUGGGCAAGAGUAGGAAGAAAAAUUGGAUAAAUUUACUUUUUGUUAAUCAGAAUUGGUCGUCUUUGUUAUUGAUUAUCUCAGAGAACUGUAAGUAUAGACCUCUUAGAAAAAUAAUUUCAUUCUUAUACAGGGUUAAUAUUAGCUUAUUAUUGUGGCUUAGAAAGCAGAUAUAAUAGUUGCCUGCUUUAGCCUCCUUGGCUAUUGGAAGAACGUGUAGAGUGUUAUUCCAUCAGUAAUGUAGACAAAAACAAUGGUCCUUGGAACAGAGAUCACCUUUAUGAGAGGUGAGAGUAAAACACUCUCUACUGCAGCAAAGGUGGCCCUGUUGGUCGUUGAACUGCUGAAAGGUUACAGAGUCUGCAGUGCAGCAUAAUGCCAUGUGUUUCACUGAUGACAAGACACACUUAUGAAGUUUUGUGGCCUUCCAGCACUUCAUACUUUCAGCUUUUAAAACAUGCUUAGAAGGAAAAGCUUACCAAAAAUAUAGUUUGACUUUUAGCCUUUCUAAGAACCAUAAUCUUGCCCAUAGUAUUUACCUCAUUUUUGUGUCUCUUUUGCUGUGGGUGAGCUUUGUAAGACAAAUAAUCUCUAAAAUGUUUCAACUGUGUAAUGAGUAAUCAGCAAAAUCAACAAGGAGUUCCUCUGGAAUCAUACAAUUAUUCUGGCUCUGAAUAUGCCAGAAGUAAUUGCCCAUAUGGCAAAUAAUCCAUGUUAAAUGUAAAUCCUUUUUAGUGUUUAGCGUCUGUUCUCAUAAGCAGGUGUACUAUGAUGAAACAUGUACCAACUCAGUCAUCACUGUGAGCUUUAAAAAUCUGCACUUGACAGUGUAAUUGAGGAACUAAGUUAUUUUUUAUUUGCCGUAAACAAAGCAAAAUUAAAUGCAAUAUUUUAAGCCCUAACCGGUUUGGCUCAGUGGAUAGAGCGUCAUCCUGUGGACUCAAAGGUCCUAAGUUCAAUUCCGGUCAAGGGCAUGUACCUUGGUUGCAGGCACAUCCCCAGUAGGGAGUGUGCAGGAGGCAGCUGAUCGAUGUUUCUCUCUCAUCGAUGUUUCUAACUCUCUAUCCCUCUCCCUUCCUCUCUGUAAAAAAUCAAUAAAAAUAUAUUAAAAAAAUAAUAACAAAUGCAAUAUUUCAAGAGGUUUAUAGCAAAUGAAUUUAAGGUAUGGAUAAAUCUUUCAAAUGUUUUUUAUUGCUCUUCAAUAAAGAAAGGCACUGAAAGAACAUAUCCAACUCUCUCAUGUAUCUCAGUCUUACUAGAGCAGAAAGUGACAAUGCUGGCUUGUGUAAAUUUAUGGCGUACUGUCAAAGCUGCAUUCUUGGCUGCAUGUUGAAAAUGUGAUUAAAGUUAAUAGAGGAGAUGAAA
Messenger RNA from Myotis lucifugus (little brown bat), 2170 nucleotides. RefSeq names its product biogenesis of lysosomal organelles complex 1 subunit 5 (gene BLOC1S5). The record is from RefSeq and is a predicted model, not a curated record. Lineage: Eukaryota; Metazoa; Chordata; Mammalia; Chiroptera; Vespertilionidae. Gene Ontology annotation, cellular component: transport vesicle; BLOC-1 complex. The transcript has 5 exons. The coding region runs from base 34 to 600 and encodes 188 amino acids.